Spodoptera exigua (beet armyworm) is the source of this 734-nucleotide messenger RNA. NCBI's taxonomy places the organism in Eukaryota, Metazoa, Arthropoda, Insecta, Lepidoptera, Noctuidae. The record is from the annotation of a GenBank genome assembly.
ACUUCAAAUGUCAAUGAAAAUUGCAAAAUAUUCGAAUUCGAAGUUAGAAUAUUUUGAGAAAUAAGCUAAAAAACUUUGUGAAAUGUUAUUUCGUUGCUAAGAAAAUUAAAAAUAAAACUCCGCCCCUAAGACGACCCACUGACCAUAAGUUAAUUAAGUACCUAUAUUGUUAUAUGUUAAAGUGUGAGCAGUAUUUAAGUACUUACUUAUUAGUUUAGAUUAGUUAGAGUUUGACGAGCUUUAAAGAAAACUUUGUGGAGCAAUUCUUUAUUUAUAUUGUACUUAGCUUAACAAAAUGUCUCUAGAUCCGCGAAAAUAUUUGCUCAAGGACUUAAUCAACAAGCCAACACCAAUAGACGUCUGGUUGCAAGGCACCAUCGAACAAACUGUAGGCGCUGAUAUUUUAAUAAUUUCCGACUCGACAGGAAGAGCGAAGAUUACAAAAUGCGAAACUGCACACGGUAUUAUUGAUAAAAGUUCAUUAAGAAAAGGAACAUAUUGCUGCAUAAUAGGAACAGCAGUGUCAACUAAAAAAUUGCCUGAAAUCCAAGCAAGCAAGUUCAUAGAUUUGACAGAACAACUUCAUAUGAAAAUGGCGUGGGAGAUCGAAGUUAAAGAAGCAAACUUAUUUCUUGAAGGGAAACUGAUACCAACUGUAUAACUUCUCAUCUGCCAAUAUAAGAACAUCAGAAGAAAAUGUUGUAUAUUUACAGCAGACUAGGGGUAAAAUAAAU